Messenger RNA from Lycium barbarum (goji berry), 4369 nucleotides. RefSeq lists its product as uncharacterized. Lineage: Eukaryota; Viridiplantae; Streptophyta; Magnoliopsida; Solanales; Solanaceae. Gene Ontology annotation, molecular function: glucosylceramidase activity; beta-glucosidase activity. Gene Ontology annotation, cellular component: membrane. Gene Ontology annotation, biological process: glucosylceramide catabolic process; carbohydrate metabolic process. The transcript is spliced from 18 exons. The coding region runs from base 1767 to 4163 and encodes 798 amino acids. The record is from RefSeq and is a predicted model, not a curated record.
UUUGAUGAAGGAGAAGGAGAAUAUUGUAAGCAUCGCGAGGUCAAGGUUGACCCAGCGAAACUUCCAUCUUUGACUUGGCAGCGCAAGUUAAACUGCGAUGAUAUUUCCCUUUCAGAAUUCAAUCUUAAGCUGAAAGAAAUGGUAUCUCUGGUAUGUGAAUAAACUCCGAUUUUCAUGGUUUAACUGUUGGUGCAAACCUUCAUUUCACCAGAUUUAGCGGUUGAACAUAUUGAGAAAUAAUUUAGAACUUCAGGAGCUUAUACUUUUGUUUCCAGUGAAGCUGCGUGUUUUCGAGCCUUUAGAUCAAAUUAAGAGUCAAGUGAUAACCGUUUUAGCUUUUUGGGAGUUUUGCUGAUGUAAUCCUAGAUGUUGUGUCUAAGUCAAUCCUACUCAUGUCUCUAUGACGCUGACUUAAUUACCUGUCCACAGAAGUAUUUGAAGCAAACUGUAAUUUAAUUCCAUGCAUGAACUUGGACCUAGUUAGACGCAGUGGCGGAGCCAGAAAUUUUGGUAAGGUUGUUCAAAUGUUGACGAGUAUAUAAUUUUUUUUCGAUGAAUGAGUACAAUGAAAUUUUUUUAACACCAUCACUGCACACCUGCCUAAAAAUUUAUGAUCCAUUUGAUUUCGCAAGUUAUUCUUGAUAAAUUUCAUUGCUAGAAAACUCUUACGGUGAUUACAGUAUCAAAUGACAGCAACAACAAACAACAACAUACCCAGUGUACGUAAUUCCACAAGUGGAAAACAACAAGGAGCAUUCCGAGAAUGUUACAAAGCGAAAGAUAACGACUAAUUAAUUUUCUUUGCAAAAAAAAAAAAAAAAAAGAGAACAAAGUUGAAUAAUUAAAAUGUUCACAGGAGCAAUUUAAAAAAAAAAAAGAACAAAAUAAGUGGUAGCUAACUUGCUAUUAGAUCUCGUUGUCUUCUUUUUAACAAUACGACUUCUUCUUUUCUAGGAAAUAAGAAGGAAAGAAGAAAGACUAAAGAAGCUUCAACAAAUGAGUCCAACGUAACUCCAAACCAACAUAGGAAUAAACCAAAUGCAAAUCAUAACUCAAAUACAAAUAAGUUUAGUCGGAACAUGGAAGAAAAUAAGUGCAAAGACAAAUCAACCAAGUAGCUUCAGACAUUGUUUGUAUGUUUUCUUUUAAAGAAAGAAGAUGACCAGCGUUUGAUGCAAGCUUUAAACCGUGACUUUUAGGUAAAAUUGAACACCCUUUACCUCUAAGCUAUCUAUCUCAAUUAUUUUAAGGGUGUUCAAAAUUUAAUUUAUAUCCAGUUAACUAUAAUAUCUAAUUCAUAUACUAAUAUCAUUUUCUAGCCAAGGGUGUGCAGGUGACCACCCUUGGCCAUGAGUGGCUCCGCCACUGGUUAGACGUGUUAUCGAAUAACAGCAUAACUACAUGAAAAUGCAUGCACCAGGGGCCUAAGUUGGUAUUGUGAUACCUGUGAAGAUUUUCUUACUUUUCACCUUGAACUCUUUAUUUGUUUUCUUGUGGUGCUUUUUGUUUCUUGUAGGCUCCACUAGGUUUCCGUCUAUGGAGAUAUCUACAAGAAGAAAAAGCCAAAGGGAAGGAUGCUUUGUUUAUCAAUCCUUUCAUAAAAAGGGUCUACUCAUCAUGCCAAGGAGUUCCUAUUGGUGGUAUGGGUGCAGGAAGCAUAGGAAGAAGCUUCAAAGGUGAAUUUCUGCGCUGGCAACUAUUUCCUAGGAUAUGUGAAGAUAAACCAGUUCUGCCAAACCAAUUUUCCGUAUUUGUUACACGUCCAAAUGGUGAAAAGUACUCUACUGUGUUAUGCCCCGGAACUCCGAAGAUCUUGGGACUGGAAUCUAGGUGGCCAAAAUUCUACAUAUCAUGCUCUUUAUCCGAGAUCGUGGACUGUAUACGAUGGGGAACCUGAUCCAGCACUCAGGAUAGUAUGCCGUCAGAUCUCUCCUUUUAUCCCCCACAACUACAAAGAGAGCAGCUUACCAACAGCAGUCUUUACUUUCACGCUGCAUAACUUGGGAAAGACGUCUGCAGACGUCACUUUGCUUUUCACCUGGGCAAACUCUGCUGGUGGAGAUUCUGGAAUUUCUGGCCAUCAUUUCAAUUCAAAGUUUAGAACGGAAGAUGGAGUCCGAGGCGUACUCUUGCACCACAUGACUUCCAAAGAACUGCCUUCUGUAACUUUUGCAGUUGCAGCAGAGGAAAACGAUGCAGUUCACGUCUCUGAGUGCCCUUUCUUUGUGAUAGCUGGAGACUCCCAGGGAAUUACAGCAAAAGAUAUGUGGAAUGAAGUAAAAAAGCAUGGAUCCUUUGACAACCUUCAAUCUGAGGAAAUGUCCAUGCCUUCUGAACCGGGAUCACUUGUUGGAGCGGCAGUUGCAGCAUCACUAACUAUUCCAGCAGAUGAUGUAAGAAGUGCGACAUUCUCAUUGGCAUGGGCCUGCCCUGAAAUUAAUUUCGCAAGUGGUAAAACUUAUCACAGGCGCUACACCAAGUAUUAUGGUACUAUGGGUCAUGCUGCUGCAAAAAUUGCACAUGAUGCUAUCCAAGAGCACACCCAGUGGGAGUCACAAAUAGAAGAAUGGCAAAAACCUAUUAUUGAAGACAAGAGGCUUCCUGAAUGGUACCCAACAACUCUCUUCAAUGAGCUCUAUUAUUUAAAUGCAGGAGGGGCAAUUUGGACAGAUGGAUUGCCACCAGUUCAAAGUUUAUCAACUAUUGGGAAAAAGUUUUCCAUAGAUAGGUCUAGUUCAGAUGUUAAAGAAAGUGCUGAUCUAACCCAUUCAGAUGACACUGCUGUUCGCAUUCUUGAAAGGAUGGGCUCGGUGCUUGAGGAACUUCACACUCCUGUCUCAGUAAAUGCUGCUGUCGGGACAAACCUUCUUCUGAAGGGCGAGGAAAAUGUUGGCCAGUUCCUCUAUCUUGAAGGGAUUGAAUAUCAUAUGUGUAACACAUAUGAUGUUCAUUUUUAUGCAUCUUUUGCUUUGACUAUGCUCUUCCCAAAACUUGAACUUAGCAUACAACGAGACUUUGCAGCUGCUGUGAUGAUGCACGAUCCAAGUAAGAGAAUGCUCUUGGAUGAUGGAAUGUCAGCGACAAGGAAAGUUCUUGGCGCUCUUCCUCAUGAUAUUGGAAUGGAUGAUCCAUGGUUUGAAGUAAAUUACUAUUGCCUGUAUAACACAGAUCGGUGGAAAGAUUUGAACCCAAAAUUUGUUCUUCAAGUUUACAGGGAUUUUGUUGCGACAGGUGAUAAAAAGUUUGUCGAAGCUGUUUGGCCAUCUGUGUAUAUGGCAAUGGCUUUCAUGGAUCAAUUUGAUAAGGAUGGGGAUGGGAUGAUAGAAAAUGAAGGAUUUCCUGAUCAGACAUAUGAUGUAUGGUCCGUCUCUGGUGUGAGUGCUUACUGUGGUGGCCUAUGGGUUGCAGCAUUGCAGGCUGCAUCAGCCCUAGCUCGAGAAGUAGGUGACAAGGGUUCUGAGGACUACUUUUGGUUUAAGUUUCAGAAAGCAAAGGUAGUUUAUCAAAAAUUAUGGAAUGGUUCUUACUUUAACUAUGACAACAGUGGCAGUGCCGUAAGCUCAUCCAUUCAAGCUGAUCAAUUGGCUGGACAAUGGUAUGCUCGUGCAUGUGGUCUUCUACCAAUUGUUGAUGAAGAAAAAGCCAAAACUGCACUUGAGACAGUGUUCAAUUUCAAUGUCAUGAAGGUCAAGGAUGGGAGGCGAGGAGCAGUGAAUGGGAUGCGGCCCAACGGGGAACCUGACUCAUCUAGUAUGCAGUCAAGGGAGAUAUGGUCUGGAGUUACAUAUGCUGUAGCUGCAGCCAUGAUUCAGGAAGACAUGGCGGAUAGGGGAUUUAAAACUGCAGCUGGAGUCUAUGAAACCGUUUGGUCUUUAGAUGGCUUUGGCUAUGCUUUUCAGACCCCAGAAGGUUGGAACACAGAAGGCCGAUACAGAGCACUAGGUUACAUGCGUCCUUUGGCAAUCUGGGCAAUGCAAUGGGCAUUAAACCCACCUAAGCUUCCCAAGCAAGAGGUGAAGCCAGAAUUUGAGGCAGAUUCAUUGUCUAGGCAACAUGCUGGUUUUCAAACGGUAGCUCGUCUUCUAAAGCUGCCCAAAGAGAAAGAUGCUAGAAGUGUUUUUCAGGUCCUUUUCGAUUACACCUGUAAAAGAAUCACAAAUUAAAAGAGGCUUUCUGAAAGAACCUGCAUUCUCAGAUACCAGAACAAAUAUUCUUGAUCAAUUCCUUGUGCAUAUUAUAGUUAUUCUUCUGAAUAAGUGGUGGAAAAUGUCAAGUUAGAAAUGCUAUAUCUGUUUGUACUGGACAGAAUUCAUGUCGAAAGGCAGUUGGCAACUUUUGGUUUCAUAGAAAGUGAUUAUAUUUUUACAUA